UCCCGAAGUACAAAACACGAGGCUCUUGGGAUAGAUCAAACAGUCUUGCAAUCACCAAUUUCAGCUCUCGUCCUCUCACAAGCUCCCUGCCAGUACUACCGCUUCAAUUCGUCCCAGAAACCAUGGCUGGUUCGAGUGAUGUAGUUAACGACCAGGCUGUUGCACAGCAGGUCGAGGAGAAGGUCGAGGCUGUUACAACCACUGAGAAGCCUUCAGAGGAAACUACAAACAAGGCAGAGGAAAAGCUUUCGACCGACGACAAGUCCACCGAAAACGCUAAAACUGAGCCAACGACUGACGACAAGGAGAAGAAAGAUGACUCUAAUGCGACACCUGACAGCGACGUUGUCGAAGUUGAGGCUGAGAAGGUCGCUGAAGUGGCUGCGUCUGCGGAUGCGGUCCCUUCCACUACCGAAACGACUACUACCAUCUCGACCAAGAGGAAGGCUGAGGCCUCGGAGGACGAGACACCCGCCAAGAAGGCGUGCCUAGAAGCUGAGGCUUAGCUGGGCUCCAGUGAAACCAAUUUCUGACAUUCUGUACUCCACACGCGAAAACGUUUUCUGACAACCAUGACUAAUAAUUGACUACUGCUGCA
Molecule: messenger RNA, 598 nt
Organism: Closterium sp. NIES-67
Lineage: Eukaryota; Viridiplantae; Streptophyta; Zygnematophyceae; Desmidiales; Closteriaceae
Source: the annotation of a GenBank genome assembly